CGCCGCCGCCGAGCCCGGAGGAGGCGGAUGCAAUUCCCCGGCUGCCCCUGGCUCCUCGGCGGGGCGGCGGGGCCCGGCCCGCAGCGCGCAGCUACCGACAGCGGCCCCGUUCCCGUUCCCGGUCCCAGCCCCGGCGCUGCGGAGGGCGGCAGCGCGGCCCCGUUCCGCUCCGCGCUCUCCCCGCCGCGGCCCGGCCCCAGCCGCCGGGGCCCGGCCCAGCACCGCGGGGCCAUGGCCGAGUGGGCGCCCGCCCAGGCCCUCCCCACGGUUCAGGUGCAGGAGUGGAACGUGGAAGCCCCCCACCUGAUGCCACUGCAGCCGCCGCUGCUGCCGGAGCGGGCGCAUGUGCGGGAGGCUCAGCUCCACUCUGCCGAGGCCUCGCUCUGGACCGUGGUGGCCACAGUGCAGGCCAUGGAGAGGAAGAUCGACCUCCUGGCCACCCGCCUGCUCAGCCUGGAGGGACGAUCUGGCACCGCCGAGAAGAAGCUGCUGGACUGCGAGAAGACAGCCAUGGAGUUUGGGAACCAGCUGGAGAGCAAGUGGGCUGUGCUGGGCACCCUGAUCCAGGAGUACGGGCUGCUCCAGCGGCGCCUGGAGAACGUGGAGAACCUCCUCAAGAACAGGAACUUCUGGGUGCUGCGGUUGCCCCCCGGCCCCCGGGGUGAGGUCCCCAAGGUGCCAGUGACGUUUGUUGACAUUGCUGUCUACUUCUCGGCGGAGGAGUGGAAGAAUUUGGAGGAGUGGCAGAAGGAGCUGUACAAUAACCUGGUGAAGGAGAACUAUGAGUCUUUGAUCUCCUUGGAUGGUGGCCUCUCCAGAAGUGAGGUGCAGCCCCGCAGUGAGCGUGGGGAGGGUCCCUGUGUCCCUGAGCAGAGGGAGCUGGAGCAGAGGGACCUGCCACCAGACACCUGUGCAGAGUCACUGAUCUCCACCUCAGACAUCCUGUCCCGCAUCAAGCAGGAGGUGGCCUUCGUGGGGGAGCAGCAGUUCACAGAGGAGCGGGCAAUGCCAGCUGACCCCUGUGCAGGUGCGGAUGCCCUGAUCACGGCACACGACUUCCUGUCAUGGAUCAAGCAAGAGGAGGAGCCCUGUGUCCGUGAGCCCUGGGAGCUGCCUGAGAGGGAGAUGCUGACAGGUCCUGGUCCUGGUCCGGCCAAUGAGGGGCUGCUGGUGAAGACGGAGGAGCGGUGCCCCCACACCGAGCCCCCCGAGGAGGUGGGUUUGCCAGGUGGCUCUGGGGAGCUGCUUUUCCCAGGUGCAGGCUUUGGGAACCCCGAGGGACCAACGGCAUCGGUGCCAACGGCCGUGGCAAUGCCGGCGCAGCACAGACUGGCCAAAGCUCCCGCCCCAGAGCCAGGCCCCGGGGCUGAAUCCACGGGGGUCCCCAGCGCCACGCCAGGUCCCACCGAGGAGCGUCCGCACGGCUGCGCCGAGUGCGGGAAGAGCUUCAGCGGCAAGAAGAGCCUGCGGAUCCACCAGCGCAGCCACGCGGCCGAGCGGCCCUACCCCUGCGCCGAGUGCGGCAAGAGCUUCAACUGCCACUCGGGCUUGGUGAGGCACCAGAUGAUCCACCGCGGCGAGAGGCCCUACAAGUGCUCCGAGUGCGGCAAAUGCUACAGCCGCAAGGAGCACCUGCAGAACCACCAGCGGCUGCACACCGGCGAGCGGCCCUUCGCCUGCGCCGCCUGCGGCAAGAGCUUCAUCCGCAAGCAGAACCUGCUCAAGCACCAACGCAUCCACACCGGCGAGAGGCCCUACCAGUGCCCGGCCUGCGGGCGCAGCUUCCGCUACAAGGAAUCCCUCAAGGAUCACCAACGGGUCCACGGGGCCGAGGCGGGACCCCCGCCGUUGCCCCCUCCCGGUAUUAUGCCCCCCGGGGGAUCCCGCACCCAGGAAGGCAACGGCAGCGCCUGUGAACAGAAGGAUGAGGCUGGUGGAGUCACCACAGGACAUGAGGCAGUGGGACUGCGGGGUUCCAUCUCCCCGCUCUGGUCCCAGCCUGCCCCUUUCUGUUGGCAAGGAAGAGCCGUCUGUGUCUGGGGGCAGAACCGCGUGGCCGACCCCGACGCCGACCCCGGCCUCGCUGGCAGUGCCAGCCUGAGGCUCAGGGAAGGUGGGCUCGGCUUUGGGCUGCUCAAGGAGCGGGCUGGGGUCCGGGUGUGGGUCGGGCGGCAGCGGUGCCGCCUGGCUCUGGCGCGUGCUGGCCCGCUCCUGGCGCAGGUAGCGCAGUUCAUCACGGAUGUCCGUCAGGACGCCCAGCAAGCGGAACUGGAGCUCGCGGUCACGGGCCCUCUCCUCACGCUGGGUGGCACGUUCCUCCUGCCACAUGGCCAGCUCUUGGUGGUACAGCUGGUCCCACUGCUCCUCCAGGUCCAGCAGGUGAUGGAUGUUAGUCCUCCAGCUCUCCCGGCGGUGAUCCUCCCGCAGGCGGGAGCAGCCCAGGCCACGGGGGUGCGAGGAGUCAAGCCCACGGCCAAGGGCAGGCAGAUGAUUUCAGGCUCCGAGUCGUGGCUGGCCUGCAAGAAGGUGGAAGCCACCAUCUUCUCGAGGGGCGUGAGGCGCGGCUUGUGCAGCGGCCCGCCGGCGCGGUUCACCGGCAGGUGCUUCUUGGAGACCAGCGUCUCAGUCUCGUCAUUGGAGAAGUUGGCCUUCCUCUUCCGGCCAGACGCUGGCAUCGCCUGUGAGGCUGCGGCAGAGGUGGAAGGGGCACAAUUGAACCUCGGUCCCCACUCCUCUCUGUCAGCUCCUGGGGGCAACAUGGGGCUGCGGGAGCCCGAGGGAGCCGCGGAGGAGGGAGCCGAAGCAAGAGCCCCCGAGGCAUCCAUGGCAGGGGAGGCUUGGGCCGGGGAGGAUCUAAAGAGCCGCUUCAGCACACCACGCGGCACGGGGGCACCUCAUCCCCUCGCCCCGGCUCGAGAGCACCUGGGAGGGGAGAAAAGGAAAGGGCAGCGGUGGGUGGCGGCAGCACGGGGUGAUGGCCGUGAUGCCCCCGGGUGUGGGGAGGGCUGGGGGGGGUGGGUGGUCAACCGCUCCUCGGCUGCACCCCCGGGGGCAGGGCCGGGGCCUUCCGCGGGCGGCUUUUGUUCGCGCUUCCGCCGGGCACCGGGGACAAAGAAGCCGGGGCUGGAGCCGGGGGGGUGGCCGGGGGCAGGCACCGGGCCCCGGCCCAUCUCCAGCACCCGCACCUUCUCGGUCAGCGACAGCUCCUUCCGCUCCUUCCGUGGUGUUGAUGUACCCCCCUCAGUUGUGCCUGUGGAGCGGCCGGCACACGGAGACGGGCGGCACAUAGGACUGCCCGUGGCCCCCAGCCCCACGGGCUCAGUGAAGCCUCUCCCGCAUCGGCCACAGGCGUCUGGCUUUUGCCCGACACUGCGGCCGCACUCGGUGCACUCGAGCAGCGGCUCUCCUGUCCGGCAGCGGCGGCUCUCGAAGGCAGUGGAUGGGGUGCUGAAACCACUGUUACCGGCACCAGGAUUUGGCUCCGGCUCGAUGACACCGCAAGAUAGGAAGGUGUCGCGGCGCAGCCCCCUCACCGGGAACCCCGCAGGACCAAGCCCACCAGUUUAUCAGUAUUUGGUCCACUCCCUGGCCCCCAUCCCUGGACCCACCCGGUCCCCUAUGUCCCAUCCCACUCACCCUGGGAAAGGCCGGUGGGUGCUGCACGUGGCCGGGGGCUCCGAUGCUCCCCGUAGCGCCCUGCCGCUGCCACCUCCUCCCCUCGCUCGACCUCGGCCAGGAUGUCGGGCCGUGACCGCGAGCUGGUACCGGGCGGGACCCGGGUGCCUCACCCAGGGCGACGGGGCGCUCGCUGUCCUCCUUCAUGGCACCGGCACCGACCCACUCUUCGGGGAGACGCGGCAGUUGCUAAAGGCGAGGCUCGCCGUGCGGGAAGGACGGCGGGGGCUCAGUGAUGCACCGCACCGGGAUGACGGCACACGGCUGGCUGGUGUCCGGUCGGGCUCGGUAAGGUCCGGUCGGGCUCGGUACUACUCCAACGCGACCCCCACCCCCGCCCCGCGCGGCCCCGCGGCUGACCGCGGGAACGCGCGCGCUGAGCCCCGCCCCCCCAGCCGGCUAUUGGCCAGCCUCUCAGCAGGCACCAACCGGAUUGGUGCCUCCACCGCCCAAUCAGCGUGGGGCCGGUGCUGCGGCGGUGGCAGGGGCCGGCGGGAUUCGUCUAAGGCCUUGCGCGGUCUUCCCGCCGCUAGGUGUCGGUGCACCGCUGCCCGUUGCCGCCGCUGCUCCCAGUGUGCCCCGCGCUCUCGGGAUGGCCGCUCUGCCCCGACGCUGCUGAGCAGGCGCCGGGCCCGUGCCGCCGCCGUUCGUUCCGUCCCGCCGUCGUUACCGCCGCCGCUGCCGCUGCCCACCGCGCCCCGCUGGGCCAUGGCCGACUGGGCCCCCGCUCAGGAGCUGGAGUGGGACAUGGAGUCCGAGGAACUGGCCCUGGAGCAGCCUCUGGCCAGCCCAAAGCAAAGCCCCACUGGGGAGGCCGAGCUGCCGGCCGCCGAGAUCUCUUUGACGCUGGUCACGGAGAUCCAGGCUGUGGACAGGAAGGUGAACAUCCAGUCCGCCCAGCUAAUGAACCUGGAGGGGAGGAUGAGGAUGGCAGAGUCCAAGCUGAUCGGCUGUGAGAAGACGGCGGUGGAGUUUGGGAACCAGCUGGAGAGCAAGUGGACAGCACUGGGCACCCUGAUCCAGGAGUAUGGGCAGCUCCAGCGGCGCCUGGAGAACAUGGAGAACCUGCUAAAAAACAGGAACUUCUGGAUCCUCCGCCUGCCCCCAGGGGUGAAGGGGGAAGUCCCUAAGGUCCCUGUGGCCUUCAACGAUGCUUCUUUCAACUUCUCCGAGGAGGAGUGGAAGAGUCUGAACGAGUGGCAGAAGGAGCUUUACAGACACAUCAUGAAAGGCAACUACGAGGCUGUCAUCUCGAUGGAUGCUGCCAUUUCGAAGCCUGAUCUCCUGACGAGGAUUGAGCAAGGAGAGGAUCCCAAUGUGGAGAAUCCAGAUGACUCCGAGGGAGGAGAAAGCCCUACAGACCCCAGCACUGAGUUUUCCUUUCCUGGUCCUGAUGACAGCUCAUGGUGUAAAUACGAGGAGACUCCCCUGGAAAGCCAUGAGGGCUCUGAUGAAGAGGAGGUCAUGGAGGUCCCGACUACAUAUCCACAGCAGUGUGAUGAGGAAGGUUCUGAAAGCCUUAACCUUCCCAGCUCCUUGUCUGGAAAAUGGGAAGAGGUCUUCAGCCCAGAGGAAGAGGUAAAAUCAAGUGGCAAGAACCAGAGUGGAUCCACCUCCCAGCAGAGAACCUCAGCGGGCAAUGGGCUGAGGCGCUCCUCUCGCCGUGGGAGAGACUUGGCCAAGAAGGACCUUCCCGAGGAUGUGGCCACAGAGGAGGGUCCCUACAUCUGCUGUGAUUGUGGGCAGAGCUUCCUGGAGAAGGAGGAAUUCACCAGCCACCAGAAGGUGCACACCAGUGAGGAGGCCUGCACUUCCCUGGAGCACGGAGAAAGCUUCCGACCCAAGUCCAAAACUCCCAAAGGCCAAGGGUCCUCCCGCUCCAAACCCUCCAAGCGCCCCGAUGGAGAGAAGAGCUCUGAAUUCAAGUAUGGCUUUGUCAGGCACCAGGUGAACAACAUGGUGGAGAGACCCUACACCUGUUCCCAGUGCAAGGAGAGCUUCAGCCUGGAAGUCAGCCUUAUCUUGCACCAGAAGCUCCACACGGGGAAGGGCGACGGGCCACUGACCUGCACCUACUGUGGGAAGGACUUCCGAGACCUCUCCAAAGCCAUCCGCCACCAGCGCAUCCACACCGGGGAGAGGCCCUACCAGUGCACCGAGUGUGGCAAGAGCUUCAUCCGACGGGAUCACCUCCUCAAGCACUGGAGGGUCCACACGGGGGAGACGCCCUACCAGUGUCCUGUCUGCGGCAAGCACUUCCGCUACAAAGAGUCCCUCAACUGCCACCAGAAGAUCCACUCUCGCAACCCUCGGCCCAUGGAGGAGUCGCAGCUCAACCUGGAGUCUGCCACCCAAACUGGCAAUUACUGUGUCAAAAAAGAAACUUCUCAAGCCCGCGGGGCGCGGAGGGGACACAAGGCGGGGGGGGCCCUAGUCUCGGGCGUGGGCGGCCGCCAGGGGGCGCCCGCAGUAGCUCCGCCCCCGGCUAUGGCGGCGCCCGACGGGACCCCCCCAGAACCCCCCCGCCCGGCGCUGCCCGCACUCCGCCAGGUCCGUGCGAGCCCCCAGUUCGCUCUUAGUUCUUUCAGAGCACUCCCGCCUCGCCACGCAGGCUCGGUCCCGGGGCACCCGCCGCCCCCCACGAGGGCCCCCCCGUUCCUUUGCCGUGGGGCAGCGCCGGGCCGGAGCCAGACCGGGCCGGGCCGGGCAGUGCCGGCGGGGAGGGCCCCGACGGUGCGCGGCGGCGGCGUGGUCAUGCCGUCGGUGCGACAGGGGGCGCUGCGGUGGCACAGGGCUCCCCGCUCUGCCCCGCCCGGCGCGGCCCCCGGCGCGGCCCGCGCGCGACGGCGGCGGCCCGCCCGCCCCCUGCCGGCUCGGCGGGGCAGCGGCGGGGCCGGAGCGCCCAGCGCGGAGCGGCGGAGCCGGGACACGGAGCCGCGUUCGGCAGCCGCUGCCCCGCCCCGCCGCGCCUCCCCGCCGCGCCCCUCCACCCCGCCGCCGCCGCCCCGCCGCGCCGAGCCGCCCCGGGCCCAGCCCGAUGCCCGGCGGCGGGCGGAGGUGAAGGAGCGAGCGGGCACUGGAUCCUCCCGGCCGCGGCCCCCGGGGCGGGAACAAAGGGCCAUGGCCGAGGGGGCCCCCGCGCAGGCACCGGAGCCGGUGCUGCCACCGCGCUGCCCUUCGCCCCUCCGGCCACCGGUCGGCCCCGAGCGCACCUUGGAGCGGGAAACACAGACGGCCGAGCUGUCUCUGACGGUGGUGGCAGCUGUGCAGGCGGUGGAGAGAAAGGUGGACUCCCAUUCCACCCGCCUGCUGGACCUGGAGGGACGGACAGGGAUGGCAGAGAAGAAGCUGAUAGACUGUGAGAAGACGGCAGCUGAACUGGGGAACCAACUGGAGAGCAAAUGCGCAGCACUGGGCACCCUGAUCCAGGAGUAUGGGCUGCUCCAGCGGCGCCUGGAGAACAUGGAGAACCUGCUCAAGAACAGGAACUUCUGGAUCCUCCGCCUGCCCCCAGGCAGGAAGGGGGAAGUCCCCAAGGUGCCGGUGACGUUUGACGACGUCUCCGUCUACUUCAACAACAAGGAAUGGGAGAAGCUGGAGGAGUGGCAGAAGGAGCUGUACAAGAACGUGAUGAAGGGCAACUACGAGUCGCUGAUCUCCAUGGACUACGCAAUUUCCAAACCUGGUGUUCUGUCUCAGAUUGAGCAAGCGGAGGAGUCGCGGGUCAGGAAUGAGCAGGACCUGGAGGAGAGUGAGAUCAUCACAGACGCCACCGCAGCUGGGAUAAGGGUGGUGAUCAAAACAGAGGAGCUCCUUCCUGAAGACAGCCCCGAGAACCCUGACCUGCAUGGGAUGUCAGGGCAGUCAGAGGGGAGCUUCCAGAGCCCAGAUGAGGAAGCAGCCUGCGAGAGCCCCUACGGUUCUGUCUCCCCUCCAAGGGACCUGCCAGGAACCAGCCUAGGGGACUCCUCUGAGUAUGGAGCUGACUUCAAUGAGAUCCAGAGAGUCAUCGUCCACCACGGCAACUGCACAGAGGACGGGAUCGUGAUCAAGACAGAGGAGGAGGAGGAGGAGGAGGACGAUGCAGACCCCCUGGAGCCGUGUGCCAUGUUCUCGGGCAGGACAGAGCCUCCGGCGUUCCCCAGCCACCACGAUGCCAGGCUGGGCCGCGAGGUGCAGCGCAGCUCCAAGCCGCAGCCCCGCGGGUUGGCGGCCACCCGCGUGAGGAAAGCCCAGGCCUGCGAGCGAGACUCCGGAGAGAUGAAGCCCAGCGCUGGCCAGCAGCGCAACCGGACGAGGGAGCGACCCUACAUCUGCCCCGAGUGCGGGAAGAGCUUCAUGCUGAAGAUCAACUUCAUGAUCCACCAGCGCAACCACCUCAAGGAAGGGCCCUACGAGUGCCACGAGUGCGACCUCAGCUUCCGCAACAAGCAGCAGUUCCUGCUGCACCAGCGCAGCCACACGCGCCGCGGCGUGGGGGUCCCACGGCGCCCCGAGCACGGCCUCAAGCCCCAGCCGCGGCCGCCGCCCCCGGGGAAGCCCUACAAGUGCUCCGAGUGCGAGAGCAGCUUCAGCCACAAGUCGAGCCUCAGCAAACACCAGAUCACUCACGUCGGGGAGCGGCCCUUCACCUGCGGCGAGUGCCGACGGAGCUUCCGCCUGCAGAUCAGCCUCAUCAUGCACCAGAGGAUCCACGCCGGCAAGAGCGAGAUGGCCUUCCUCUGCCCGCAGUGCGGCAAGAACUUCACCCGGCCCUCCCACCUGCUGCGCCACCAGCGGACUCACACCGGCGAGCGGCCCUACCAGUGCAGCCAGUGCGAGAAGACCUUCAGCGAGAAGUCCAAGCUGACCAACCACUACCGCAUCCACACCCGGGAGCGCCCGCACGCCUGCGCCGUCUGCGGGAAGGGCUUCAUCCGCAAGCAUCAUCUCCUGGAGCACCAACGCAUCCACACGGGCGAGCGGCCCUACCACUGCACCGAGUGCGGCAAGAACUUCACCCAGAAGCACCAUCUCCUGGAGCACCAGCGGGCGCACACCGGCGAGCGGCCCUACCCCUGCACCGAGUGCACCAAGUGCUUCCGCUACAAGCAGUCCCUCAAGUACCACCUGAGGACGCACAUGGGAGAGUGAGGGGCUGCUGACGGCUUCCUCUCCCUCCCUUCCCUCCCCUUCCCUACCUCUAUUCCUUCAUCCCUCCCCUUCCUCCUCCUCAACUCAUCUCUCCUACCCUCCCUCCAUCCCCUUCUCCUCCUUACCCCCGGCUCAGGGCAUGGACAUCACGGAAGCUUUGUGUGGUAGCGCCGCUGGUCUGGUGGAGAUGGCUUAGGCUGAUUGGGAAAUAAAUUAAUUAAUUAAAGCAAGCAACGCGCGGCAGAGUUCAAAGGUGAUAUAAAUCUAUCUCUCCAAUUCACCAGAAGCAGCUGAUUUUAGGGGGAAAUCCUCACCACUAGGGGAAAACAAAACAAGACACAACAAAGCAAAGAGCAGAAGAAACCUCUGCAGGGUGUUUGGUCAGAGUAGGACUCUUAACUGCUUUUUAAAUUUACUGUUUGAGUGUUUAAUAAACGUGGAGGAACUUUUGAUCUAAAGAGCAAAAUUUUAGAUGGCCAAGAUUUGGAGCUCUAUUUUGGGUUUUGUCUGUUUGAUUUGUUUUUUUUGUUUGUUUGUUUGUUGAUUGGUUUUGGUUUUGGGUUGGUUUUUAUUUGUUUGUUUGUUUAAUUUGGUUUUAAAUUGCUCUGGAGGCUUCCUUUUGGCACAGUCACUUUUGUCCGGGAGCUCUGCAGAGGUGCUGCCUCGUCCAGGCUCUGUGGGGCUGGACGUGACAGCUGCUCGGCAGCACACGUGUGGUGACGAGGAGCUCCCAGCCACCAAGGUGGGGAGGUGAGUAAGAAAUAGAUCCAGAUGAGGAGGAAAGUUCUUUGUGUUAUGUCUAGAUUGGAAGUGCUGGUAGGUGCCUGCCCGGCUCUCGGAGCUGUGAUGCAAUUAUCCAAUAGAAUAAAAAUCCUAGUUGGAGUAAAGGACCCUUUUUUCUGGUAGGAUCCCCAUCAGCAAGGCUCCUCCAAACACUCAUUUCUAGUGCUUGAUCCCCACUUUGUCUGAUGUGUGGUGACCACCCUCCUGGUGCCACCAGAGCUGCACCAAAGGCAUUGCCAAGCUGUCAGGAGAUGUAGGUCUGUGGUGCUGCAGGGUCAUGAUGGACCUGUGGGCAAGACCUCGAUGUCUGCUUUUCUGCUCCAUGCCAUUGCAAGCAGGACACCCUCACCUUUGCCAGUGACAUUGACUGAUGGCAUUGACUGUGUCAGAGCAACGGGAUUCCUGCCCCAAAUGCAUGAGCAGGUCCUGGGAUGGCUCCAAGAAAAGCCAUGACCAGACUGGGGCUGCCCAUGGGGGAUCUCCUGGCUGCUGGGAUUCCCUGCCGCACAGCUGCGGUGAUGGUGGUAGGACACAGGUCCCCCCUGUCUCCUCACUGUUGGUUUGAGCUCCUGUCUCCAGCGGCUCAGUUCUUGGUGGCUUGCCCUCCUCACAGCUUCUGUAGUUUGGUUGGGUGAGAUGCACCCUGGGCCAUAGCUGGAGCAGUGCCACCAGCUGCCCUCUGUGCACUGGACUCCUGGGUGCUGGGUGUUACGGGGAAGGUGGGGUCAGAUCUGGUGUUGGACAGUGGCAUCAAUAAACAGAGCAAUGAUGGGAGAA
Messenger RNA from Pogoniulus pusillus (Red-fronted tinkerbird), 10368 nucleotides. RefSeq lists its product as uncharacterized. The record is from RefSeq and is a predicted model, not a curated record. The transcript has 33 exons. Gene Ontology annotation, biological process: regulation of DNA-templated transcription. The coding region runs from base 28 to 8808 and encodes 2926 amino acids. NCBI's taxonomy places the organism in Eukaryota, Metazoa, Chordata, Aves, Piciformes, Lybiidae.